AUGCCCCCUGUCCUUGUCCAAGGAGCACUUCACUUCAUGCUUAAGUAUGUUGAUGACGACAGUGCAGAAAUUCUCAAGUACGACUUGACCUCUAAUAGCUUAUCACUGAUUGAUGCACCGGUUCAGUAUUCUCCAAUUGCCAGUGCCCCUAUCCUCAUGGCGAUGAAGGAUGGCAGCUUGGGGUUUGCACUAGUGGAUAAGCUAACCCUCUACAUAUGGUCAAGACUGAUGGAUUCCAACAGAGUUGCGUCAUGGACUCAAUGUAGAAUUACCAAUCUCAGUAGCCUUCUACCCAUCCAAAAUCCCGAGGAAAUUAGCCUUAUACUGGUUGGAUCUGUGGAGGGCAGUGAUACCGUUUUCGUGACCACAGACCUGGGCAUCUACGAGAUUAAUGUCAAGUCACAGCGAUGGAAGAAGAUAUGGAAGAGAGAAAAUUUCCGUUCUUUGAUUCCAUGCAUGAGUUUCUACAAUCCACAAGAAAGGGUGACGCCCACUCCCUGUGACGCAGCACAUUGA
This is a messenger RNA of Triticum turgidum subsp. durum (durum wheat), 516 nucleotides long. Lineage: Eukaryota; Viridiplantae; Streptophyta; Magnoliopsida; Poales; Poaceae. The record is from the annotation of a GenBank genome assembly.